CAAAGCGUAGGAAGGGGAAAAAAGUCUGUGCUUUCUUUAGGACAGUAUGGACAUCUUUAAAGUCAACUUUCAUUCACCACGACCCAAACAGAGUGGUGUGUAUUCAACCACAGCCAGAUCUAUCGGAUCCCGAGCUGAUGCAUGUUUCAAUUCCUGUGAGAAACAAGCCAAGGCUAGACGCAUAUCCUGAGCUGGAGUGUUUGCCAGGGCAGGUGUAUGAAGAAGAUCUGGAGCAAACGCCAGACUCAGAUCCUGAGCUGGUUUCUGAAGAUCUGGAGUCCCUGUGUGAGUCAGGUUGCUCGUGGAUCGAGCAAACACCAGACGCAGAAUCUGCUGAUUCUGUGAUGUCGCCUGCUUCACUUCCCUCCACUUCUGAUCUGGAUGACGAAAAACCUAAGAAAGGAAGGAAGAAGAGAGCUCUCCGUGCCUUCUUUCGGAGAUUAGGCAAGGCUGCACAGCUGCUCUUCCUCGGCCAUGAGCCGGACAGUGUUCAGCCUUUUGCACCAGUGUCGGAUCUGACCAACUCCGAGCGGAAGUUUUCCCUGAUUUCAUCCGAGAUCGAAUCGCCUGUCGGACUGCAAUACGGAACUAGGAUUUCUACUUUUCAAGUGGAAGAAAUUAUAGGAUCAGGAGUUUAUGGUCAGAUUUAUGAAGGAACAGACAUAUUUAAUAAGAGAAUCAAGGUUGCCAUCAAGCAUAUACCUAAGAAUGGACAUGACCAUUUUAUUGACACUCCCGAUCAUUCCAAACCUGUGCUUGCAGAAGUGGCACUGAUGCUGCGUUUGGGACAAGCUCCCUCAUGCCCCAACAUCAUCGAAUUACACCACUGGAUUGAGGACGAGGAUAGCUUCAAUCUCAUCAUGGAGAAGCCUGAUCCAUGCCAGAACUUGUGGCAAUACAUCACCGAUACAGACGACAUCACCGAAGCAAAAGCACGCUGGAUGAUUCGUCAGUUAGUCCAGGCUAUAAAACACUGCGUUGACCGUGGAGUUUUUCAUGGUGAUAUGCACUUGGGGAACAUCCUGAUGGUGACCGACGACAGUCUGACGCUAAAAUUGAUUGACUUUGGAUCUGGUCGUCUAAUUACUAGUGAGGGCUUUAACAGCAGUGAAUAUCAAGGAGCAGAGCGGUACACCCCACCUGAAGUCUUGAUGGACACCGUGUUCUACGCCGAGCCAGCAUACGUCUGGGCUGUAGGUCUUGUGCUGUUCGAGAUCAUGCACAGUCGUCUGCCCUUUAAAACCGCGAACGACAUACCGGAUGACUAUCUUGACACGAGUCUGGACUUAUCCCCAGAAUACCGAGACCUGAUUUUCCGGUGUUUGAUGCGUGAUCCAGCCAAGCGACUGACGCUAGACCAGCUGGAGAAGCACAGCUGGUAUGAAAAGUAGAAUCCCGUGCAUCAGUCGAGAAGAGGUAACGUAACACAGAGAAAAAGGAAAACACGUUUGCAGUGCAAAGAAGUUAUUUUUCAAUUCUGAAUUGUGUUGUGUGACCAGGAUGUAGAUGAUGUACAAAAGACUGAGGACGGCUUCAUCAAAAAAUAAUUGAGGAAGUGAAGUGAUGAAAGGACAGCAUAUGCAUGCACAUCUAAUAAAAAAAUAAAAAAAAUAAAAAAAAGAGAAGAGGUGUUAGUGAGGCCUGCAGGGGGCGCUGCUCACCCUGUGCUCCGUGUGGGUCUUUUUUCAUUUUUUUUUAUAGACAUAGUUAUAACAUUAACAAAAGGCUUCCACAAAUUCAAAUUGUCCAGCCAACCUUAGGCUUAAAUACACAUAUUGUAGCAUAAUAUAGAUAACAUUCCCAUCAGUGGGCUAAGUAAAUCUAAGCCAAGGUGAAACCAUAAAAAAAAAA
Pimephales promelas (fathead minnow) is the source of this 1851-nucleotide messenger RNA. RefSeq names its product serine/threonine-protein kinase pim-1-like. The record is from RefSeq and is a predicted model, not a curated record. Gene Ontology annotation, molecular function: ATP binding; protein serine/threonine kinase activity. Gene Ontology annotation, cellular component: cytoplasm. Gene Ontology annotation, biological process: negative regulation of apoptotic process; regulation of mitotic cell cycle; protein autophosphorylation. NCBI's taxonomy places the organism in Eukaryota, Metazoa, Chordata, Actinopteri, Cypriniformes, Leuciscidae.